Impatiens glandulifera is the source of this 835-nucleotide messenger RNA. RefSeq names its product ATP synthase subunit d, mitochondrial-like. The transcript has 4 exons. The record is from RefSeq and is a predicted model, not a curated record. The coding region runs from base 80 to 586 and encodes 168 amino acids. Gene Ontology annotation, biological process: proton motive force-driven ATP synthesis. Gene Ontology annotation, molecular function: proton transmembrane transporter activity. NCBI's taxonomy places the organism in Eukaryota, Viridiplantae, Streptophyta, Magnoliopsida, Ericales, Balsaminaceae.
AACAUACUGAUGCGUGUCUGUGUGUGUGUUCUAGAGAGAGAGUAUCGGAAGUGAAACCCUAGAAAGGCGAUCGAAGAAGAUGAGCGGAACGGCGAAGAAGGUGACAGAUGUCACAUUCAAGGCUGGAAAGAACAUUGAUUGGGAAGGUAUGGCUAAGCUUAUUGUCUCCGACGAAGCUCGUAAGGAGUUUUCCAAUCUCCGCCGCGCCUUCGAUGAAGUCAAUAACGAUCUACAGACUAAGUUUAGUCAGGAACCUGAACCUGUAGAUUGGGAGUACUACAGGAAAGGAAUUGGAUCUCGAUUGGUAGAUAUGUAUAAAGAAGCUUAUGAUAGCAUUGAAAUCCCAAAGUAUGUUGACAAUGUCACUCCUCAAUACAAACCCAAGUUUGAUGCCCUGUUGGUGGAACUGAAAGAAGCAGAGCAGGCAUCACUUAAGGAAUCGGAGAGGCUGGAAAAAGAAAUUAUUGAGGUUCAAGAGAUGAAGAAAAAGAUUAGUACGAUGACAGCUGAUGAAUACUUUGAGAAGCAUCCCGAGGUGAAGAAGAAGUUUGAUGAUGAAAUCCGAAACGAUUACUGGGGAUUCUAAGUGGUGAGAAUCGUAAUUCCCCUCUUGUUUGUUGGGUUCUAUAAUAAGAUUCAACUACAUUGUUCAUGUUUUUGCUCGUUUUUCUAGUCGAUUUGCUUGCUUGGAUUGAGUAAUGUAUCGACUUCAUUGUUUUGGAAUUAUAAUAAUCGGCUUACUUUGGCUAUUUAAGUAUUGGAAUGAAUUCAUAUUCUAUCUCAAGUUGAAUUAAAUUGGUUGAAUUUAUUCUAUAUAGUCUAUGUCUUGCUUUAA